This is a messenger RNA of Schistosoma turkestanicum, 2286 nucleotides long. The record is from the annotation of a GenBank genome assembly. NCBI's taxonomy places the organism in Eukaryota, Metazoa, Platyhelminthes, Trematoda, Strigeidida, Schistosomatidae.
AUGAGUUAUUCCAGUAUACCAGAUAAUUCUAAUGGAUUUUUGAGUAAAAGUUUAACAUUUGAAGCAAAUCAAUCAAUCACUAGUAAAUUGAGUAGUCAAUCACGUUUAGGUUCAUUGUUAAAUGUCGCUGCAUCAUUGGCCAGUAGACCAGCAUGGAAAUCUCAAGAUACUCUAGGCGUUAUGAAUGAUGAUAGUGAUAAUGAUAGUAAUCAUUCGAUGACACAUAUACAACCUAGGCUGCGCAAGGGCAAGAUUACACGGAUUCCUUCUGAUGGUUUAAUCGAUCCAACUAUUCAUAGUUCAGCACAAUUUUCAAGGCGUUAUUCAUUUUGUCCAACAAAAAAACGAUCACGUUUAUCAUUCAGUAUAAAUGGAAGGCAUAAUAUAUUUGGAAAUGAAACUAUAGAAUCAUCAACUUCUUCUUUGACAACGAAAUGUCCACUUUUUGUGUUAAAUCAUGAAGAAUCGUUUGUUAUGAUAAAACCUGGAUUAAAUAAAUUCUCUUUUAUCGCUAAUGUAAGUACCGGGAUUUUAAUUCCUGAACAAAUAUUUCUUAAUUGUCUUGAUGAAAUCGUCACAGAAUUAAAAGAAGCAUUGCGAGAACAACAAUCCAUGAAGUCGACAAUGAAUAAUUAUUCAGAAAUAAAUUUUGUAUCAUUUAUAGAUGAUGAUGUGUAUGGAUCUAGUUGGCGUGAUACUGAACUAAUGAAGACAUUGUUACCUAAACCGGAAAUUGCUGUAUCCAACAAUGCAAGUAAUAAACAUCAUCCAGUUGUGUUUGGUACAUGUCAACCAAUUCCAGUUCGAUUGAAAUUGGGCAAACUUGGCUUACCAGAAGACUGUAAGUUAAGCACAAGUCUAUAUCGUAUUCGUUCAAAUGAUAAAAAGCUAGUAGUCAAGAAUAAAGCAGAAAAUACUCAAUUGAACGCAACACAAACAACUCUCAUCAAGCCUCAUAAUAACAAUAAUGAAAGCGAAAAUUUAUCAAACAAUAAUGGCUAUCCCACUGUCGCUAGUGGUUAUGGAAUGAGUAGUCAAUUUAGAGCAAAUGAUUAUUCAUUAAUUUCUAAUUCAUUGGAAAAUUAUCAAGAUGAAAAUUCACUGAUAAAACAUCACAAUUUGUUUAGUCAAUUUAUUUUAGAAGAUGGACCAGUUGAUUUUAUACGAGAAUUUACUCCAUCUACAACAAUCCGUGAUUCAAGUUGUAAAGUUAAUCAUUCUAUGCCAACAUUUCCACCUGGAUGUUGUUUACAAUUAAGUAGACCAUUAUAUUUAUCUGCUACAUCUUCUAAUGAUCAAUUUGCUCUUUCAAUGCCUAGUGGACAUUAUUGUAUUUUACCAGUGGAAGUUAUCAAACCGCUUGAAUUCAAUUUGAAUAUAUAUCCUUUACCUAAUAAAACAUACACUAUCAUCAGUCUAAACAUUACUUGUGUGGAUGCUGACCCAGAUUCAAAUAUAACACCGGAAAUAUACUGCAAUCAAAAUAUACAUUGCAAUGAGCCGAUAACAUAUGAAUUAUCUAAUAUGCGAUUUUAUGUUUGUGCUUUAAAACCCCAUGUAUCCAGACGUCCAGCGCUACGUAAUUCGUUUACAAAUGGUCAGAAUCAACUUUAUAAUCGUCGUCAAUUGAAAUCACGUAGUUCUCCCACAGUAGAAGAUUAUCAUCAGAUUUCUGAGGAUUUUACUAAAAAUAAUAUCCUAGAAACAGGUACCACGGACAAAUUAUGCAGUACUGUCAAUGAAACUAUUGAAUCCUUAGCUGGUUACCUUCUGGACAAUAGAAUCACUAAAGCUUAUGUUAAUCAUUUAACACCAUUCUCAAUACCUUGGCGCUUUAAAUCACUAGAAUAUAAUAAUUUCAUGAAAAUGUGUAAAGAAUCUAAUUGUCAACCAAUCGGACGUUUCGAAUGUACAAUGAAUCGAAUUGGUAGCGUUUCGAAACUUAAUCAAGAGAUAAGAGCUGAUUGUGUUAUUGGAAAACAGAUGUAAACUAUGUGAAUAACAAGAGUCGAUCAUCAUUUGAACUUGGUAUUUUUGAUGAGUUAAUUUUUUUUUUUAAUCAUUUUUAAAUUCUUAUUAAUUUAAACACUUCUAAAUGCAUUAAAUUUAAACAUUCAAUAAUCACUUUGCGAAAUUUAUAUUUAUUUUAGAGUUAUUUGAUCUCACAUCUUUUUUUAAAUUUAUGCUUUCUUAAACUCUUACUUAUUAUUAUUCAUGAUUAUUGUUUGUGUGUUUAUGAUGCAAAAUAAUAUUGUGAUACAUAUCUAUCUAUCUAUCUGUCUGUGA